UCCUGUGAGGCUGCACCAUGGGUGUGGACACGGACCGUUUUGUCAGCCAAGUGAACGACGGACUCCUCUGUUCUAUCUGCAGGGACGUUUUGGAGGAACCCUUACAGGGCUGCCUAACAGUUUGUACUAUGGAAAGCCUGCGAUCCCAUGAAACAGCAUGUGACCACGCAACAGUUACCUGCCCAUUCGAAGAUUGUGCCCUGUCGAUGACGCGACGUGAGCUGGAGGAACACGUGCUGUUGUGUCACACAAGUAGGAUGACGUCACAUGCCCCGACGCCCUCAGGCCUACGGGUAUGCCCUGGAGGCUGCGGGCUGGAACUGACGUCAGAAAAUGACGCCAGAGAGCACUCGUGUAUCGCUGAGCUGCGCACAACAGUGGAGGUACUCAGAGCGGAAAUGACGUGUCGUAUGGAGGACCAGAGGAGAAAUCUGGAAGCCAGGCUUGAUGCACAAAGGGGUCACAUGGUACAGAGAGAAGCCGUCCUCCAAGGUCAAAUCGAGAGUUUGAAAACGGAAGUGAAGCGUCUGUCAGACCGCCUCAAGUCCCUCUUAGAUGCGGAGGUAGACAGGCGGAGAGAGUUAGACCGGAUGACGUCAGAGCGUGCAGAAAUUUUGGCCAUGCUGGCUGAGAUUCAGCGACUCCAGAAAGAAGAGCAAGGAUGCCAGCAUUGUUCUGGAGGGAAAAGCAAGGUCACUCCAGUGUGAUGUCACCGGGUUCAAAGGUCAAAGAUACCUUCAGUGGGGGGGACUUCUGGAUAUGCCUUUGAUUUGUCUAUGCAUGAGUAAACUGACGCAAUCUUCAGGAAUGCGUUUAAGGCUUCCUGAUGCCUUGAUUUUUGGGAAGCGAAACGUAGCAAAUGGUAUUUGCUCAUGAAAGAAAAGUGAAAAGAUAGACUUGACAAAAAUGAAAGACAGUUUGGCUUAAACAGUGGUGAACUUCAUGUCCCUCUUCUAAAAAUGGAAGCCUUCGUUGGGAAGUAGAAAAACAAACUGACUCCAGUGAUGAGUUACUGCAAAAUGUGCCUGGUUAUUAGAUGGACAGUUGACUUUUCCAUUAGAAAAAUCUGGUCCAAAAUAAAACGGUGCGCUCUGCAUUUUCCUUGGAAGCAUGAAGAGAAAGUGUGGCAUUUGUAAAUCUAAAUUUAAAAUCUAGUGCAUAUAUGGUAUACAUAAUAUGUAUGUGUGUGUCGGUCAAAUUCCAAAACCUCCGCGACUUUUGUACUGUGGCUGAUGUAAGUGGAAACAUUCCCUGCUCAUCUGCUAACUGGAUUAUGUGAAUUGUUGAAACAUGAGCUCAGAGUAAAACACUGACACACACUUCAGGGUGAGGUGCAAUAUCUGACCAAAGGUGUCAACGGACAACACAACACUGCUCACAUUGACAGGAUGACCCUGUUGUCUGAGAAUUGGGAGUGGAUCAUCUAUCGUUAAGGAUACAAAAUCUCCGAUACCAAUCCAUUGUUUUAAACG
Aplysia californica (California sea hare) is the source of this 1472-nucleotide messenger RNA. RefSeq names its product E3 ubiquitin-protein ligase NRDP1. NCBI's taxonomy places the organism in Eukaryota, Metazoa, Mollusca, Gastropoda, Aplysiida, Aplysiidae. The record is from RefSeq and is a predicted model, not a curated record. Gene Ontology annotation, molecular function: zinc ion binding.